This is a messenger RNA of Amblyraja radiata (thorny skate), 1927 nucleotides long. RefSeq names its product amyloid beta (A4) precursor protein-binding, family B, member 3 (gene apbb3). Gene Ontology annotation, molecular function: amyloid-beta binding; transcription factor binding. Gene Ontology annotation, biological process: regulation of DNA-templated transcription. Gene Ontology annotation, cellular component: cytoplasm; nucleus. The transcript has 14 exons. NCBI's taxonomy places the organism in Eukaryota, Metazoa, Chordata, Chondrichthyes, Rajiformes, Rajidae. The record is from RefSeq and is a predicted model, not a curated record. The coding region runs from base 376 to 1896 and encodes 506 amino acids.
CUGCAGUUCCGUGUCUAUUGUAUUUCAGUUUAACUUGAUUGUAUAUUAACUGAUUUAUUUGAUGGCCUGUGACAAUAAUAAACCUAAACCUAACAUCCCUUACAUUGUCCGUUUGAGACCACAUUAAACAACUGCACGGAGCAGUAGUGGAGGACACCAGCAACAUCCCCUGGCCAGGCCGACCCCCGCAACUCUGACCCAGUGCCACCGGGCCUUUUAAGUUGAGGCUCGAAGAAAGAAGAAUCAAGGAACUGCAGAUGCUGGUUUACAAGACACAAGGUGCGGGAGUAACUCAACAGGUCAGGCAGCAUCUCUGGAGAACACGGAUUGGUGACGGUUGGGACCCAUCUUCAGACCGAUUGUAGCGCCGCCGUAAUGUGGCGCCAUUUCCAAAGUCCAGUCCACCAGCGUGCUUGGUCUAUUGGAGUUGGUCCCGAUCCAGACAACUUGUGGAAUGACCCGUCACUGGAGACGGACCCCGAGCUGCCAACGGGGUGGAGAACCAUCCGUGACUCGAGCGGUACUUACUACUGGCACGUGCCAACGGGCGCUACUCAAUGGCAUCACCCGGCUGGCUCCCCGGAGCUUGGUGUGGACGCUGGCAAACUACCGUCGGCCGUGGUGCCCGCCCUGGGCCACAAGCCGCAGGUUACUGUCUCUGGCCCGACUGCCGUUAAUCAUCCCUGCAGAGGUGGGACGUUCGAGAGCAAAAUGCCGGCUUCUUCGUCAAUAAACCUAAGGGACCCGCUUCUUUGGCAAGACGGCAGGCUGGAACAUGGGAGGAAACUCGAGUCCAAGUGCUUUGCCGUGCGGUCGCUGGGCUGGGUGGAGAUCCCAGAGGAGGAUCUGGCUCCGGGGAAGAGCAGCAUCGCGGUGAACAACUGUAUCCAGCAGCUGUCCAGCAGCAAGUCCGCAGGCCGCCGCUCAGCCUCCACCUGGGAGGAGGGUCAGGACAUGGUGCUGGUUCUCAGGAAGGAUACCCUGAGCCUGGUGGACCCCAUUGACCACAGUCUGAUCCACUCCCAGCCCAUCAUCAACAUCCGUGUGUGGGGCGUUGGUUGUACCCACGGCAGAGACAGAGAUUUUGCCUACGUUGCGAGCGACAAGGACACGUGCAUGUUGAAGUGUCACGUCUUUCACUGUGACACCCCAGCCAAGGCCAUUGCAUCCGCCCUGCAUCAGAUAAGCGCCCAGAUCAUGUCGGAGCGGGCAUUGAGGAGUGACUCCACGAUCGCCCCGGGACCAGAAGAAGACGGCCACCAGGUUGACUUGACUCGACAAGUGGACCUCCUGCACUCGGUGACACAGAGAACACAGAGGUUCCGUGUACAAUACAUCGGCUGCCUGCCCGUGGGGAAAUCGAUAGGGAUGAAACAGGUGAACGAGGUGAUCAGGAGUCUUCUGGGGAACUCAGAACAAGAGGUGUGGCCAUCUGUAUUUCUCAGAGUGACGGACACCACUCUCUCCAUCUGCAAGGGAGAGGACGGUGAGGAGCCGUGGUGGGAAUGCCCGGUACGGUAUCUGACCUUCCUAGGAGUGGGCAAGGACCCACACACGGUGGGUGUGAUCGUGGACAUCGGACGGCAACGCUUCAAGUGCCACGUCUUCUGGUGCGAGCCAGAUGCUGGCUGCGUCUCGGAGGCCGUCCAGACGGCGUGUAUGCUGCAGUACCAAAGGUGCCUGGUGACUUCCAGCCCACGGCAAGGCCCCAGGAGGGGUUUGGAGGGGCCGCCCCCCGUUGGGGGUCUGAGGAAGCACGGAUGCCCCCUGUCUGCCGGCCCCCCCGAGUCCCCACCUCCGGCCCCAAAACUCUUGGGGGGCAGCGGCCUGAAGCGGGGGGUCCUAGCGCUGAUUGACUCGCUGCAGCACAAACCCUCUGCUCUGCAGAUGCCCUAGUGUGUGGCAGGGGAAGAGGGCGCGGGGCGGG